GGCAACAUUGGGCAUGAUCCACAUGUAAUGUAUACCCUAAGUGUUGUGCAAGUUUUAGCCCUCUUUGACAAGCUUGAUGUUCUAGACGUUGAGAAGGAGUCAAAUUGUAUCCUUUUUACCAUUUGUUUAUGUUAAAAUUACUUUUACACAAGUUUGAAAAGAAAUCUUCUUUCAUCUUAUUACAAAUGUUUUAUUUUAGUCCAUGGUUAAUUUUUCAUUUUCUUGAUAGAGAACAACUUGUUGACAUGCUUGGUAGCUGAGAAAAUAUGGGAAGAAGGAAUCAUUUUCAGACUCUACACAUGGGAUAUUGUAUCUUUCUAUUGGUGUGAUGUUCAUCCCUUUUCUCACCCCAUUUUUCUGGACUUAAAGGGGCAUUUUGAAGAUGUUGAAAAGCCACUGCCUUUACCCUCUAAAGCACCUUGAGAAAAAAAGGAGCUGGAUGAGAAUAAGAGCAAAAAGGGUCUGGCUGAAAUUUAUGAGGAUGCACCGUUUGUGUUCUUUUCCCAGGAGGGGAAAGAGGAAAGAAAGCAUAAAAAAAAGCUUUGGAGCUUAUUUAAUCUUUGAACUGGAUAUGUUUCAGCAUAUAAGCCAAGUUCAUGAGAUUGUGGGACGCAUUAAUGGGAGAUUUGGAACUCUUACUGCUGUUCCCAUACACCAUCUGGACCAAUCUCUUGACUUUCACGCAUUGUGCGCUCUGUAUGCUGUUAUUGAUGUUGCACUUGUUACUUCUCUUAGAGAUGGAAUGAAUCUUGUGAGUUAUGAGUUUGUUGCUUGCCAAGCAUUCAAGAAAGGAGUCCUUAUUCUGAGUGAGUUUGCAGGUGCAGCACAAUCGCUCGGUGCUGGUGCCAUUUUAGUAAAUCCAUGGAAUAUCACAGAAGUUGCUGCUUCCAUUGCUUAUGCUUUGAAUAUGCCAGCUGAUGAAAGAGAAAAGAGACAUCAACAUAAUUUCAUGCAUGUAACAACUCAUACAUCUCAAGAAUGGGCUGCAACCUUUGUUAGUGAACUUAAUGAUACUAUUGUGGAAGCUCAACUGAGGACUAGGCAAGUUCCACCUCUACUUCCUAUGAAAGAAGCCGUUGAUCACUAUUUGGAAUCCAAUAAUAGAUGAUUCUUAGUUUAUUUACAUUAAUUUACUAAGGAAUGAACUUUAUGAAGUUUUUUUUUUUAUUUUGGUAGGGGUAACCUUAAAAUGACAACUUUAUGACUUAUUUUAGUAUUGAACAUUAUAAAGAAUUUUAGCAUUAUUAAACAAUU
Messenger RNA from Humulus lupulus (European hop), 1254 nucleotides. Its product is annotated as alpha,alpha-trehalose-phosphate synthase [UDP-forming] 1-like. Gene Ontology annotation, molecular function: catalytic activity. The record is from RefSeq and is a predicted model, not a curated record. Gene Ontology annotation, cellular component: cytosol. Gene Ontology annotation, biological process: trehalose biosynthetic process. The transcript is spliced from 8 exons. The coding region runs from base 383 to 1108 and encodes 241 amino acids. Lineage: Eukaryota; Viridiplantae; Streptophyta; Magnoliopsida; Rosales; Cannabaceae.